GUGCAAUCAUGUCGCGAUUCUUCAGACAAGCUGGCGAUUCAGACUCUGAUACAGAGGAAUCCGACGAGGAGCUCCUCACUAGCGGUGAUGAAGAUGCCGCUGCCCCAAAAGCUGCCGCCAAACCGGCCAUGUCAAGAUUCCUACGCACGGCGGGAAGCGAUUCUAGUAGCUCAGACUCAGAGUCAUCCGAUGAGGAUGAACCAACACAGAAGAAGAAAUCCCGAUUCAUGCGUGGCGAUUCGGAUGAAGACAGUGAAGACGAGGAUGUCAAACGUGUUGUAAAAAGCACCAAGGAUAAGCGCUUGGAGGAAAUUGAAGCUACUGGAAAGGUCAUGGACAAUGGGCUCAAAAUCAACGACUGGGUCGCUAUAUCAAAUGAAUUCGACAAGCUCUUGCGUCUUGUGCAGCGACAGAGUAAUGCUGCAGAAACCACCCUUCUAAGUCUAGAGAACUCCCUUAAUGCUGCUCUGACGAAGGAGAAGGAGGCAAAGAAGAAGAUGAACGCCACCAAUGCUCGAGCGCUCAACUCCAUGAAGCAGAAGGUCCGCAAAACGACUAAAGAGUUUGAAAAGGAGGUCCAGCAGUAUCAGAAUGAUCCAGAAGCAUUCGAACGUGAAUUUGCCGCUCAUGCUCAACCUGCCGAUGUUGUUGUCCCCAAACCCAAGAAGCAGAAGAAAGGUGCAGACUCUGAGAGUGACGGGGAACCGGUAUUAGAUGAUCGGUUUACCACAGUCGGCAAAGGCGGCAAAGCUAUGUCUUUCUCCGCGGACAACAUCUUUAAAACUUUGAAGCUUAUUCAUGAGGCUCGUGGCAAGAAGAACACUGACCGAGGAGAGCAAAUACGGAUUUUGGAGAAACUCCUAGAAGUAGCGGUCACAUCAUACCAACGCAUCCGCAUCCUUCUGGCGCUUGUUUCAUCACGGUUUGACUACAAUUCAUCAAUUACAUCGUAUAUGCCAACUGAUCUGUGGCUCUCGGCGCAACAUGAAGUCGAUCAGUUGAUCUCAAUAGUGGUCGCGGACUCGUCCUACUCUGUGCAGGAGGACACUGAAGAUUAUGAUGAACUCGUUGAGCGCCAUCCUGCAACCGAGAGUGGUGGGGUUGUUCGUAUUCGUGGCAGCAUCAUCAGCUUUGUAGAUCGACUGGACGACGAAUUCACGAAGAGUCUACAAAACAUCGAUCCCCAUGGAACAGAGUAUAUCGACCGUCUUAAGGAUGAGAAAGUACUUUACCGUACUAUCAGCCGUUCGCAAGCUUUCUAUGAACAGACAAGCCAGCCGGAACCCUUGCGCGAGUUACCUGAUGCUGUCGUAUCUGCUCUUGAGUCUUCAUUGGCUUCGUCGGAGAUAACUCCCAGCGUCACUCUGGCAUCUUCUGCUACCACAUCAUCCCUGAUUCACUCCCUUUGCGUUCAUCUUUACAAAGCCGACAACUCCCUUCUGCGCACUCGCGCCAUGCUCAGUCACAUCUACCAUCACGCGUUGCACAAUGACUUCUACACGGCGCGAGACAUGUUACUUAUGUCGCAUCUGCAAGAGUCAAUCCAUUCUGCGGACGUCGCAACGCAGAUCUUGUAUAAUCGAACCGUUUUGCUCGCUCAGGGUGUCCACCAACAGCGCUUUCAACAACAACUCACGCCAGAGCAAGAGAAAGCGGAACGGUCACGUCAAUUGCCAUUCCAUAUGCAUAUAAACACUGAACUUCUCGAGGCGGCCUUCCUCGUAUCCAGCAUGCUUGUCGAAGUCCCCCUUCUUGCCAGCAUUGAGUCAGAGGAGCAGAAGCGCAAGGCGAUCUCAAAGCCAUUCCGCCGGUUACUUGACUUUGCCGAUCGCCAAGUGUUCACAGGCCCUCCUGAAAGCACACGCGAUCACAUCAUGCAGGCGAGCAAGGCGCUGCAAGAUGGCGAAUGGGAGAAAUGUCGUGACCUCAUUCAAAGCAUCAAGAUAUGGACUCUCAUGCCUGAAGUUUCGUCAGUUAAAGAGAUGCUUGCAAAACGUAUUCAAGAACAAGGACUGCGCACGUACCUUUUCACAUAUGCCCCUUACUACAGCACACUCUCACUGUCUCUCCUGUCGCGCACAUUUUCUCUUCCACUUCGCUCCGUUACAUCGAUGAUUUCUAAAAUGAUCUGGAACGAAGAGCUGUCAGCGUCUCUUGAUCAGUCAACUGGUCACUCACGUCCGCAGCAGCUUGCUCAGGUUAUUGCGGAUAAAGUCAGUGCACUUCUCGAGCAGAACGAAAAGGUCCUUGACAUCAAGCUUGGCGGUAGCGGAGGAUGGGGUGACAGGAGCGGUGACAAGGGUGAGAAGCGUGGUGAACAAACUCAAGAACGUAGAGGAAGAGGAGACAGGACGCGAGGAAGCCUGCGCGGUGGUCCUCGUGGACGCGGCUCGCGAUUUGCCCAGGGUCUUGGUAAUCAGAUGACAAGAGUACGAUGAACUUAUCAUUGUGUCAAUAUUAUCUUUUGGAAUGUCUACCGACGUGAUACUUGCGAGCUUGAUACUGGAUAGUAGUUUCGGUGAAUUCACUAGGCGAAAUUCUCGGCUCUACUUCAGUGGAAGUGGGUUUCUCUGACUCUAGUCGAUAUGUUAAGUACCUCUACUCAGAGGAUGAUUCCAGAGAAUG
Molecule: messenger RNA, 2625 nt
Organism: Suillus subalutaceus
Lineage: Eukaryota; Fungi; Basidiomycota; Agaricomycetes; Boletales; Suillaceae
Product: eukaryotic translation initiation factor 3 subunit 8 N-terminus-domain-containing protein
Exons: 11
Coding region: 9-2438 (809 amino acids)
Biological process (GO): translational initiation
Cellular component (GO): eukaryotic translation initiation factor 3 complex
Molecular function (GO): RNA binding; translation initiation factor activity; translation initiation factor binding
Source: RefSeq, a predicted model, not a curated record